Molecule: messenger RNA, 2408 nt
Organism: Sarcophilus harrisii (Tasmanian devil)
Lineage: Eukaryota; Metazoa; Chordata; Mammalia; Dasyuromorphia; Dasyuridae
Gene: CCDC47
Product: coiled-coil domain containing 47
Exons: 12
Coding region: 1-1449 (482 amino acids)
Biological process (GO): endoplasmic reticulum calcium ion homeostasis
Cellular component (GO): endoplasmic reticulum
Molecular function (GO): calcium ion binding
Source: RefSeq, a predicted model, not a curated record
AUGAGAAUUAUCUGCUUACUCUGUGUGUGUCUUUUGAUGCUGGGGGAUUUCUUGGAAGCCAAGUUUGAUGAUUUUGAAGAUGGAGAUGAUAUGGUAGAGUAUGAUGAUAAUGACUUUGCCGAAUUUGAGGAUGUGAUGGAAGAUGUUGUCACAGAGCCUCCUCAGCGAGUUAUCACCACUGAGGAAGAUGAAGAGGAAGCCACUGUAGAGCUGGAAGGGCCAGAUGACAAUCCAGAGGACUUUGAAGAUGCAGAUCCUCAGGAGGGGGAUACUGAGAAUGAACCAUAUGAUGAUGAGGAGUUUGAAGGUUUUGAAGAGAAACCAGAUAUGUCUUCCAGUAAAAGCAAAGACCCUAUAACAAUUGUUGAUGUCCCUGCUCAUCUCCAAAAUAGCUGGGAAAGUUAUUAUAUGGAGAUUUUGAUGGUAACAGGCCUGCUUGCCUACAUCAUGAAUUAUAUUAUUGGAAAGAAUAAAAACAAUCGUCUGGCUCAGGCCUGGUUCAACACCCACAGAGAGCUUCUGGAAAGCAACUUCACUCUUGUCGGGGAUGAUGGAACCAGCAAGGAAGCUACAAGCACAGGGAAGUUAAACCAGGAGAAUGAGCACAUCUAUAACCUCUGGUGUUCAGGCCGAGUAUGCUGUGAGGGCAUGCUUAUACAGCUGAAGUUUCUCAAGAGACAAGAUCUCCUGAAUGUCCUGGCUCGAAUGAUGAGGCCAACCUGUGAUCAAGUACAAAUAAAAGUAACAAUGAAUGAUGAAGAUAUGGAUACAUAUGUUUUUGCUGUUGGUACACGGAGAGCCUUGGUACGAUUACAGAAGGAGAUGCAAGAUCUGUGUGAAUUUUGCAGUGACAAGCCCAAAUCUGGAACAAAGUAUGGGCUUCCAGACUCCCUGGCCAUCUUGUCAGAAAUGGGAGAAGUCACAGAGGGAAUGAUGGAUACAAAGAUGAUACACUUUCUGACACACUAUGCUGACAAGAUUGAAUCAGUCCAUUUUUCAGACCAGUUCUCCGGUCCAAAAGUCAUGCAAGAGGAAGGCCAGCCUUUAAAGCUGCCGGACACCAAGAGGACACUAUUGUUUACAUUUAAUGUGCCUGGCUUAGGUAACACUUCCCCAAAGGAUAUGGAGGCUUUGCUGCCCCUGAUGAACAUGGUGAUUUAUUCUAUUGAUAAAGCCAAAAAGUUUCGACUUAAUCGAGAAGGCAGACAAAAAGCUGAUAAGAACCGGGCUCGAGUAGAAGAGAAUUUCCUGAAGCUGACACAUGUGCAGAGGCAGGAAGCUGCACAGUCUCGCCGGGAAGAGAAAAAGAGGGCGGAAAAGGAACGGAUCAUGAAUGAGGAAGAUCCUGAAAAACAGCGCAGGCUAGAGGAAGCUGCCUUGAGACGUGAACAGAAGAAGCUAGAGAAGAAACAACUGAAAAUGAAACAAAUCAAAGUGAAAUCCAUGUAAAGUGGAAGGAGCUGGCUGAUUCCACUUAUAAGCUCUGAAUUCACAGGGUACCAAAAAAGUCCAUUUCUCACUUCAAACACUCAUCACUUGGGAAAUCUUCAUUGUAACAUCAGCAUUAUUUAUUGGUUUAGAGUUUUACAAAGUAUGUGUAUAAGUUUGAAGGGCUCUAUUUCAAAAAACUUUUUCCAGGUAACCAAAUUGUUUUGACUAUUUUUUUAAAAGAAAUAAUAGCUCAAAUCUGUGAUUUUUUUAUUUUUAUUUUUAAAUUGUAAAAUGAAUCAUCAGUGCCAGUCACAUUUCAGUACUUCUUGUUUUUAAGAUAUUUGGUGUCUACAAGCAAAAUCCUUGUUGCUUGUGGGCAAUAGAAAUAGCUAGAGAAGCACUCUAAAACCACGAUUUCCCAAAUGACUUGAAAUUGCACAAUAAACAUUGCUUGGUGUCACUUUCUGUGUUUCCAUUAAGCUUGUUAAGGAGUACAAUUUAGAGCACUAUUGCUAUGAUCUUGAAUUUUCAGGAACUCAGAAUUAAUGUACUUUGAUUUCUAAUCUGUAGGUGGGAAAUGCUGAUGACAGUAUUAUGGAAUAUCAUGUUAUUUAGGAUACUUGUAUGAUUUAAAAAAAUUCUUGGUAGAUGAAAUAUCAGGGAUAGGUAGUAGUACAGGAGCAGUUUUCCUCCUUACCUGGUGCCAUGUGCUCAUCAAAAAGUGAAUGCUGUAUUUUAAAUAGUUGUGUGUACUUCUUUUUGUUGAUUAAGACAUGAUAAAUGAACAGCUUCACCUUGGGCACUUCAGUGGGGCUCUCAAAUUCUGUGAAAAAGUUAAUUCUUAAAAUGUUUUCUUUCUUGGUUGCUGCUGCCUGUCAAAUGUUUACUGAAAAUCUCUUCUAGAAGGUGGCUAUGCACCUUGAUUUUCUUUCUGAUUAUCCGCCCUUCUCCUACUUGAAAUCAGGCAGAUCCUUUGG